Nicotiana attenuata is the source of this 1383-nucleotide messenger RNA. RefSeq names its product zinc finger BED domain-containing protein RICESLEEPER 2-like. Gene Ontology annotation, molecular function: DNA binding. Bases 1 to 1383 code for a protein of 460 amino acids. Lineage: Eukaryota; Viridiplantae; Streptophyta; Magnoliopsida; Solanales; Solanaceae. The record is from RefSeq and is a predicted model, not a curated record. The transcript has 3 exons.
AUGGUGUGUCUACCAUGCAUAUCUGGACAUGAUACCGAUGAUUUCUUCAUACUGAAGAAUGAAAUUGAGUCGCUGAUCAAAAGUGGAGCCAUUCAGUGCACCCCAACUCUACCCAAUGUGAACUGUAACCCCCUGCCAAACGAACGGAAUCAAGGAGCUAAUAUGAUCACCCUGGAUGAAGAGUAUGACUUGAAAGGAACCAUCAUCACAAUAGGAUAUACUGAGGUUGCAAGGUUUCCACCCCGAAGGACUCUAAUGAUCACCGUACAGUUAAAACCUCCAGUGAUGGUCCAGACACACCAGGAGCAGUCCACCACCAUUAUCAGCAAUGAAAAGGAUCAGAUAUACAAGAUGGAAAUAAAACCUUUAGAAGCCGAGGUUCAGGAAAUUCCUCAACUUGAAGGCAACAGUACUCCAGUUGUUGAUUCAAGUGUUCCUACUCCUCCUAAAAAGCAUAAAAGAGCAGCACCUUCUGAAAAUGAUUCUGGCCUUGGGAGUGAAACAUCAGACAUUUGGAAAUACUUUUCCAAAUUCGUUGAUAAUGAUGAUCAUAAGGGUGAAACAAUUGCAAAGGGUAUUGAGGUUUGUUUGUUAGAUUGGGGAAUUGAAAAUCUAUUCACUGUGACCCUAGAUAAUGCAAGUGCUAAUGAUGCAACAAUUAGACACUUGAAAGGGAGGAUUGAGGAUUGGAAAGGAAUCGUCGUGGGAAAUGACUUUCUACAUGUUAGAUGUAAUGCUCACAUUUUGAAUUUAAUUAUAAAAGAAGGAUUAAGUGAUCAUAUUGAGUCUAUUUCUCGGGUCAGAAAUAUUGUGAAGUAUGUUAAGUCUUCUUCUGCAAGAUUAGCUUCCUUUAAAUCAACUGUUGAAAAGGUAAAGAUUGAUAGCCAUGGCCAUUUGAGUUUAGAUGUUGAAACCAGGUGGAACUCAACUUAUAUGAUGUUAAGUAUAGCUAUAAAAUUUGAGAAGGCCAUUUCAAGAAUGUAUAUUGAUGAUCACAAGUAUCAAAAGUAUUGUCUAGAUAUGAUUAGAAAAGCAGUGCACCCAAGUGGGGUUGACUGGAAGAAGGUAAAAGUUCUUACAAAGUUUCUUGACAUUUUUUACCAGAUUACUUUGAAAUUUUCAGGAACUUUGUGUGUUACUUCAAAUUCUUUCUUUCAUGAGCUUUUUAAUCUUCUUAACUUUAUUGCCAAAAAUUCCGAAGGUGAUGAUCUAGUUAUGAUUGAUAUGGAUAUUAAGAUGAAACUCAAGUUUGAUAAAUAUUGGGGUGACUUUGAUAAUAUGAAUAUCUUAUUAUUUGUCGCUGUUGUGUUGGAUCCUCGAUAUAAGAUGAGGUAUGUGAAGUUCAUUUUGCUAAAUCUUAUGGUACUAUGGCGAGAAAUUUGA